This is a messenger RNA of Candidozyma auris, 597 nucleotides long. RefSeq lists its product as uncharacterized. Lineage: Eukaryota; Fungi; Ascomycota; Pichiomycetes; Serinales; Metschnikowiaceae. Gene Ontology annotation, cellular component: mitochondrial inner membrane. The transcript has a single exon. The record is from RefSeq and is a predicted model, not a curated record. Gene Ontology annotation, biological process: mitochondrial respiratory chain complex I assembly. Bases 1 to 597 code for a protein of 198 amino acids.
AUGCUUCGCCAGUCACAAAACUCUAUCCGCCGCUUUUCAAAUGGCCGAACCUUGCUCAACUUAUUUGGUGGUGGAAAAGACGUGAAAGGAAUGCCCCAAAUGGCACCCUCAGGAAAAUCUGAAACCACUAGUAAUCCGGCUGAUCUAUUCAAGAAGAAUGAUAUAUUGAUGUUUUCUCAAAAGCCCAUGAAUUACAUUGAGUCUGUUAAGAAGAAUGGAUUUCAUCUCGCAAACAACCUAUUAAUCACGUCUCCUAAUAAAGCUGGAAAUGAGAUUGGAACGCUCCUUCUAGAUACUGAGAGCUUCGAAGUCAAUCUAGCUGAUGGAGGCUAUAAAUUUAUCAACGGUUUCAUUGUUGAUUUUGAUGAACAAACGCUAUUGCUGUUAUUCGAAAAGGUGCAUCCAAAGCCAGAGAUUGUUGUUUUUGGUUUAGGAAAGAAGUCAAGGGUGCUCUCAGAGCUGAAUAAGCGCUUCAUGAGUAAUCUAGGCAUCCAAUUGGAAAUUGGUGACUCUAAGAAUGCGGCGAAGAUUUACGACUUGUUAGCAACUGAAAGACCGGGUGUGAUUGGGGCCCUACUAUUGCCUCCCAAUGUGUAG